AUGGCUGAUGAGAAGCCACGGAGAAAAUUAAUUUUACAUUUUGAUGCCAGGAAUACUUUGUUUCUGUCAGAUAAAAGUUAUCGUUUCACUAUUGAAGAGGCACUGAACAAUUACAUUUCUGGAAUUGUAUGGGGUCAAUUAAAAGAAAAAUCUGAAAAAAAUGAAAAUCAUUCAAGUGAUAUGAUUGAAAUAAAUGAAAGUCAAAGUGAAAAUAUAAAACCUGUAAAGUAUCAAGUUCUUAACAAAAUGAAUUCAAAUCAAAAAAAAUUAGAUCAUGAAGUUAACUCUUGUAAAACAACAAUAACCACCCCCACAACAACAACAACAAUCACAACUCCAAUGGAUACUCGUCAACCAUAUGAAGCUAAUUUUAAAUCAACUUUAGCAUGUUGGAAUCGUUUACCAAUACCAUUAUGUAUUAAACAACCACAACCAAAUGCAAUAAGUAUAUAUAAAUUAUUAGAGAAACAAAUUGUUAAAAUAACAUCCGAUAGAGGUAGAAUAAGAAAAUAUUUAGGUAAUUUUACUCAAACACCAGAAGGUUUACCAUAUCGUAAUUUAUUUAAUGAAUAUUUAGAAAUGUUAAAAUUAACACCAAUUGAAUCCAUUAAUUCACCAUAUUGUUUAUGUGUAAAUAGUGGAAAGAUUAAUAAUCACCAUGGCAACAAUAAUAAUAAUAAUGAUCAUAUAAAUGAGAAUGUGGAUAAUCAUUAUUAUCAUUAUUUAAUGCCAGCUUUUUAUCGUUUAUUAACAUGGCUUAUUGAAACAAAUCGUCAAUUUGCUAUAUUUAUACGUACCUAUGGUAAAGAUGGUGAACAUAUUUUAUCAGCUAUUGAAGCUUAUAUUCAUGGUAAACAUUCACAAGAGAAAGCACCAUUCAAUGCUAAACAAUAUAUACCAAUUGAUUAUACUAAAUGGUAUUUAAAACGUUCUGAUCAUGAACCAUUAUUUCAAUUUAUAAAAGAAAUUCCAUAUAAAGACUCAUUAGAUUCUGAUAAACAAUUUAUCAAUAUAUCAAAUAAUCCUAAUGAAAUUUAUCAAAUAUGGUCAAAACAAAUUGGUGUACUACAUGUAAUAGAUGAUUUCACUUAUUGGAAAUCACAUAAUUAUCAUUAUAAAUCAUCGAAACCUUUAUGGUUUAAUCCAUAUGAUCCAUAUAUUCAACAUAUAUUAUUUGAUGAUAAUAUACGAUUUGAAGAAGAUGGUUCUAAUGUCAUUGAUUUAUAUCAACUUAAUACAACAACAACUACUACUACUACUAAUACGAGACCGCCUAGUUUAAAACCGUGCGACAUCAAUGCGAUUAAAGGCGUCACAACCAUUAAACGUGUGUCGGUUUAUAGAGGUCACAUUCCUGUGACGCUAGACCUGAAAAUAAAGAUGUCAGUAGAAGAUUGUGAAAAUGAAUUACUUGCACUGGAAUCCAUUUAUGAAGAUAAGUAUCAACUUGUACAAACUACACCUAGACGAAAAAUAAAAGUAAAUCUAAAUGGUCAAUCAGAUGAUUCACUGUCAACUAAAGUUCGAUGUCAGCUUCUUUUUGAACUUACAAGCAACUAUCCAAAUAAACCACCUAAAUAUCAAAUACUUAAACCUGAAAAUCUGUCAGACGAAGAUAUUUCCGAUAUAAAUAUUAUAAUCAAUGAAGUAAUUGAACGAUCCCUAGGAUUUGUAAUGUUAUUUGAUAUAUUAACAGAAGUUCAAGAAAAAUUAGAUAGUAUUUGUGCAAAAAUCUUAAUUCGUCAGCGUAAUGAAGCUAAAGAAAAACGAAAAGCUAUACAACUAGAAGAAGAAGCGAAAUUCCGUGGUGAUAGAGUCACAGUGGAGUCAUUUCUAGAAUGGAAUACAAAAUUCCUUGCAGAAAUGGAAUCAUUAAAAGAGAAGUCAAUAUCUGAAGAUCAAAAUGCUGUUAAACGACUAACUGGACGUGAGCUAUUUUUGAAAGAUAAUCAUUAUGACGAUUCCGAUUUGACCUUCUUGGAAACUAAUGGUGGUGAAGUUGUAGAGAUUGAUGAACAUUUAUUUGUUGACAUUGGCGAUAUAGACCUGGAUGAUGAUAAUGAUGACGAUAAUAACCAAGUAGUUGUGACGGGAACAGCCUGA
Messenger RNA from Schistosoma mattheei, 2103 nucleotides. NCBI's taxonomy places the organism in Eukaryota, Metazoa, Platyhelminthes, Trematoda, Strigeidida, Schistosomatidae. The record is from the annotation of a GenBank genome assembly.